UUUCAUGGGAAUCUGUUUGGGCUCAUGGAUGUCAAGUGAAUCAGCUAUGAGGGAGAAAUUGGAUUUUCCUAACCUUCCUAUUUGGACAGCCAUAUGGGGGGCAGAGGGAAUGAGGGGCCUUGGGAAAGGGGCAGAAGUUUCUCCGUCUCAUCACAUCUUACCACUGCUGGCCCAGGGCAGGUGUGCAGCCAACACUGGCUAGAUGAGGUGCAAAGGAGUCGACACGCCAGGAACUCAGUGCUGUGAUGGACUGAAACCCUGACACAAGAAGGUUGGAUGAAUUUGUACUUGGGAUUGAGCAGUGCUUCCCGAGUCAACGCCAGGAAAAGACCCUUGCCGCAUCCAGACAAGACCUGGUGGUCAAGGUCCUCAGGCCAGCUUUCCUUCCUCCCUUCUCCCUGCUGGUCCCUGCCCCAGAGGCUCCCAAGCGUCUCUGAGCCUUGGAAGACAUCAUCCAAGCUGCUUGUUCUCUGGAGAGCCUGUUCUAGAGGGUUGGUCUCUGGAGGAAACAUACUCAUUAGAUAAUAAUGAGUCAGCACCCCAUUUUUAAACCCAUCAAAGAUCUGGAUAAUAAAUGGGUGGAGCUUCUAGCCAUGGGAGCCGCUGGAGCUGGGGCAUGAACCUCCAGCCCAAAGUGAAGAAAGAGAGAAUGUUCCAGUCCGGAACCCAUGCCUACAGAAUUCCCGCUCUGCUCUACCUGCCUCAGCACAAGACACUACUGGCCUUUGUGGAAAAGCGGAUGAGCAAGAAGGAUGAGCAUGCAGAGCUGAUUGUCCUGCGAAGAGGAAGCUAUGAUGCAUCCACCCACCAUGUCCAGUGGCACGCUCAGGAAGUGGUGGCUCAAGCCCAGCUGGAGGGCCACCGGUCCAUGAACCCAAGUCCCUUGUAUGAUGAGAAGACAGGAACCCUCUUCCUCUUCUUCAUUGCUGUCCCCGGGCAGGUGUCCGAGCACCAUCAGCUCCACACCAGGGUCAACAUGACUCGGCUGUGCCAGGUCACCAGCAUGGACCAUGGGCAGUCCUGGAGCCCUGCCAGAGACCUCACUGACACCGCCAUCGGUGCAGCCCACAAGGAAUGGGCCACUUUUGCAGUGGGUCCAGGCCACUGUCUGCAGUUGCAGAAUGACACCCGGAGUCUGGUGGUGCCUGCCUAUGCUUACCGGAUCCUUCAGUCCCUCCAGAGGCCUUCCCCAUUUGCCUUCUGCUUCAUCAGCCAUGACCAGGGGCACACAUGGAUGAGAGGGAACUUUGUGGCCCAGGACACCCUAGAGUGCCAAGUGGCUGAAGUUGGGGGCGCAAAGCAGAGGAUGGUGUAUCUGAAUGCCAGAAGCCCACUCGGAGCCAGGGUCCAGGCCGAGAGUACCAAUGAGGGGCUCGACUUCAAGGAGGCCCAACCUGUGAAGAAGCUUGUGGAGCCUCCCCAUGGCUGCCAUGGGAGCAUCGUCAGUUUUCCCAACCCUCAUGCAGGCUCAGGAGCCUCAGACAAAUGGCUGCUCUACACUCACCCGACCAACCCGCAGCAGAGAGCUGAUCUGGGUGUGUACCUCCACAAGGGACUCCCAGGCCCUGACACCUGGUCGGAGCCCGCUCUCCUGGCAAAGGGCAGCUGCGCUUACUCAGACCUCCAGAGCAUGGGUAGUGGCCCCGAUGGGUCACCCCAGUUUGGGUGUCUGUAUGAAUCAUCUAAUUAUGAAGAGGUCAUCUUCCUCAUGUUCACCCUGAAACAAGCCUUCCCGGGAGAAUUUUUGUCUCAGUGAGCCAGUUGGGGUGCAGACCAGGAAGGGCUCCAGACGGAGAGGCCCAUGGUGGACCCUCUGGGCUCUGGAGACCAGCUCUUUGUUCUCUUCAUAGAGAGAGCGUACAGACGCUGCCUGCUGGCCCUUUUCCUCCUUUGAUGUUUCAGUCCUUUGAAGGGAUUCAGUUCUCACCCCAGAAGUUGAAGGAACCUGGCUUUCCACAGCCCCUCGAUGGGGAAGGUGAGGACAGCAGUCACCCUGCAGGACUCCGACUGCCUGCUGCCAGCCCCAGCUCUGUGCGGGUCUUGAUAAAUGAUGGAGCCCAGCCCAUUUCUAGAUGCUCAUCAGGUUCCUGGGGAAAGGCUGAGACAAAGAUGUAAGUUAGCAGAGGGGUGUGUGUGUGUGUGUGUGUGUGCGCGCGCACGCAUACACACAUGCACAUGUUUUCUCAGGGAUGCGUCAGAGGAGAUAGCAUGGGGCACAGCUUUGCAGAGAGGUAAGGCAGGUUGAGGAAAACUCAGAUAAUCUAAGUCAUUGCAUUAGUUUCCCAGAGCUGCCAUAACCAAUCAAUACCAACCUGGUAGCUUAAAACAACAGAAAUUUAUUCUCCAACAAUUCUGGAGGCUGGAAGUCCAAAAAUCAAGGUGUCAGCAGGGCUGUACUUCCUCCAAAGGUCCUAGGGGAGACACCUUGCUUGCCUAUCCAGUGUCUGGUGACCCCAGGAAUUCCUCAGCUCAUGGUUACCUACUUCCCUUUAAUGCCUCUGUCUUUGGGUGGCUGUCUCCCCUUCUCCUGUGUUUUCUUUUCUGUCUCUUACAAGAGACAGGUCGUUGGAUUUCUGGAACACCCAGAUAACUCAGGAUAAUCCUGCACUCAAUGAUAUUUGCAAAGCCUCCUUUCUAAAUCAUGUCACAUUCACUGAUUCUAAGGGUUAAGAUGUGGAUUUAUCUUUCAGAGCCACCAUUCAAUCCACUAAAGGCAUCAGAAAUGAUUCUGGUACAGGUGAUGUGGCCAAAAGUAGGAAUGAAAUUCAGAUUUCAGAAGAAUGAAGGGGAUAGGAGGGGCUGGGCUGUUGGAUGUGUGUCUGUGGCACAGAGCUUCUCUGGGGCAUCCGGUCUUUGUGAUGACAAGGAUGCCACCACGUGGAGGUGAAGAAAGAGUGAUGAGGAUCCUGUGCCUGUGUAGUCCUUGCCAUAUAGAAAAAGCAGGGAGAAGGCCACUCCCCAGUUGUCAUGAGGGUGAUAACCUGAGAGGGGAGUCCUGGGCAGACAGGGCUGACAUAUCUCUGAUCUCUGGGGUCUUCAGGGGCCUUUGUCAUAUGUCCCUGUGGAAGAAUGGACUUGCCCCCUGCCCCCAUCAAGCCCCUCUUACCAAUUAGAUCAAUCUAAUAGUUGGGUGGCAGCAAUCAGUGACAAUAGUCAUGGGUUCUUGCAGUUGAGCCAUGUCUCCAGGUGGCCAAGCAGUGGUUAAAUGGAAUUGUCACAGUGCAGGGAGCUGGAGAUAUGGCUUCUGUUCUGGGUGUGUUUCCUGGCACUGGCCUCCUACCUGAGUGCUACCUCUCUGUGCGGGGGGAUUUAUGAAAUCCAGCUGGAAGGAUAAGGAAAUAGGGCCUGGUUAUUGCUGGGAUGGAAAGUAAGCCCCUGCUGGGGUGGAAAGACAGCCACCUGCUGUCUUCUAAACCCUGCAAGUUAGCUAUGCAGAGGGCCUAGCCAAGAGAGAGAGGACAAGGGCAUGUCAGCCAGGGGCAGCACAACGUCAAGAGGUUUAGAGGUACUAAGGCCUGAUAGUGUAUGAUCCAAAGGAGAACACUUUUGAGAGUGAAAGGAGGAUGUUAUUAAUAAUUAUACCAAGACGAUGGACAUCAGUCAGGACUAUCCCAGGCAAACUGAGAGCUUUAAGAGAGAAAGACCCAUUAAAGAUUGUAUCAGGAUCUGGCCUCUGCUAACUACCCUGGGAGAGUCAAUCAAUUAAGGGUCUUGAUGUGAGUUGGGAAUAGGAUAGGACAUCUGGACACUGCCAAGCUCCGAACAUUAUUCUCAUAGACUCUGUCCAUUCACAGAGGUCAGUGGGUCUCAGUUCCAGUGGGUCUCAACUCUAACUGCUCAUUAGAAUUCCCUGGGGAGCUUUUACACCGUGAUGAUGCCUGGGCUCCACCCCUGACCAACUGAUUCAGAAUCUCUGGUGGUGGCACCCAGAGAUGAGUAUUGUUUUUUCAAAAACUCCUCAAGUUAUUCUAGUGAGCAUAAGGAUCAAGAACUGCUGGCACAGAUGGUCUCUAAAGUUCCUUCUACUUCUAAAUGUAUACAAACAUACAAGUCUUCUGAUUUGAAUGGAAAAAAAAAAGUUGAUUUGGUUAAAGCUGAACUGAUUUACUCAUUGAAAAAUGCCA
This is a messenger RNA of Mustela erminea (ermine), 4124 nucleotides long. It is a transcript of the gene NEU2, whose product is annotated as neuraminidase 2. Gene Ontology annotation, molecular function: exo-alpha-sialidase activity. The coding region runs from base 575 to 1756 and encodes 393 amino acids. Gene Ontology annotation, biological process: ganglioside catabolic process; oligosaccharide catabolic process. Gene Ontology annotation, cellular component: membrane; cytoplasm; lysosome. NCBI's taxonomy places the organism in Eukaryota, Metazoa, Chordata, Mammalia, Carnivora, Mustelidae. The record is from RefSeq and is a predicted model, not a curated record. The transcript has 3 exons.